CAUGCGCGACGCGGGAUGCGCGCGCGCCUGCUGCUGGCGGCGCUGCUGCUCGCGGCGUGCGCAGGGUGCGCGGGCAACCCGGACGCCAAGCGACUGUACGACGACCUGCUCAGCAAUUACAACAAACUCGUGCGGCCCGUCCUCAACGUCAGCGACGCUCUCACCGUGCGCAUCAAGCUCAAGCUCAGCCAGCUCAUCGACGUGAAUCUCAAAAAUCAGAUCAUGACAACAAAUUUAUGGGUCGAACAGAGUUGGUACGACUACAAAUUGUCGUGGGAGCCGCGCGAGUACGGCGGCGUAGAGAUGUUGCACGUGCCCUCGGACCACAUCUGGCGCCCCGACAUCGUACUCUACAACAAUGCCGACGGCAACUUCGAAGUGACGCUGGCGACGAAAGCAACGCUGAACUACACGGGUCGUGUGGAGUGGCGCCCGCCCGCCAUUUACAAGUCCUCCUGUGAGAUCGACGUCGAGUAUUUUCCUUUUGACCAGCAAACGUGUGUUAUGAAGUUUGGUUCCUGGACAUACGAUGGCUUUCAGGUAGACUUGCGACAUAUCGAUGAAGUAAAGGGCACAAAUAUUGUCGAAUUAGGUGUUGAUCUAAGUGAAUUUUAUACGUCUGUCGAAUGGGAUAUUCUAGAAGUCCCAGCCGUGAGGAACGAGAAAUUUUACACGUGCUGUGACGAACCCUACCUAGACAUCACGUUUAACAUCACGAUGCGCCGUAAAACACUUUUCUACACUGUGAACCUCAUCAUCCCCUGUAUGGGCAUUUCGUUCCUGACAGUGUUGGUGUUCUAUCUGCCUUCCGACAGCGGUGAGAAAGUGUCGCUUUCGAUAUCCAUCCUGCUAUCGCUGACGGUGUUCUUCCUGCUGCUGGCCGAAAUAAUCCCGCCUACUUCACUCGUGGUGCCACUGCUCGGCAAGUUCGUGCUCUUCACCAUGAUCUUAGACACGUUCAGCAUCUGCGUGACGGUAGUGGUCCUCAAUGUGCACUUCCGGUCACCGCAGACACACACGAUGGCGCCGUGGGUGCGCCGCGUUUUUAUUCACGUGCUGCCACGGCUACUGGUCAUGCGGCGCCCGCACUGCCGCCUCGAUCCACACCGCAGCCGCUUUGCAGGGAUCAUCAGCGGCGAGGGCUGGUCACCCGCGCUGACGGCGGGCCCGGUGACACUCGGGGGCAUGGGGACUAUGGGGGCGGGCAGCUCGAGGUCGCUGGACGCAUCUUCACAGGGGGGCUCCGGCUGCCAGCUGCACGAGGUGGGCGGCGUGUGCGAAGCUUUGCGCCGCUGGCACCGCUGCCCCGAGCUGCACAAGGCCAUCGACGGCAUCAACUACAUCGCUGAACAAACGCGCAAGGAAGAGGAGUCUACGCGCGUGAAGGAGGAUUGGAAGUACGUGGCAAUGGUGCUAGACCGGUUAUUCCUGUGGAUCUUCACAUUGGCCGUGUUGGUUGGCUCGGCCGGAAUAAUCUUGCAGGCGCCCACGCUGUAUGACGAGCGCGCGCCCAUCGACGUCCGUCUCUCGGAGAUCGCCUACGCCGCCGCCAAGCCACGCCCGCCGCCGCCGCGUUGACCUCGUCGCCACCCCUCAUGUUCAUUGUAUAUAAAAUUCUAUUAAUAUAACUAUAGUUUAUACGACGAAAAUAACGUGAUCGAAUAUAAGUCGAAUUUCUUUUGAUAGACACGAAAUAAAUCGAUUGUUUACAA
Pieris napi is the source of this 1712-nucleotide messenger RNA. RefSeq names its product acetylcholine receptor subunit alpha-like (gene nAChRa3). Gene Ontology annotation, cellular component: postsynaptic membrane; synapse; neuron projection. Bases 16 to 1578 code for a protein of 520 amino acids. Lineage: Eukaryota; Metazoa; Arthropoda; Insecta; Lepidoptera; Pieridae. Gene Ontology annotation, biological process: chemical synaptic transmission; monoatomic ion transmembrane transport; signal transduction. Gene Ontology annotation, molecular function: transmembrane signaling receptor activity; acetylcholine-gated monoatomic cation-selective channel activity. The record is from RefSeq and is a predicted model, not a curated record. The transcript has 8 exons.